UCCUCUCAGCUGCUCGCCACUUGCCGGCUUCGACCAGGAAGGCCCCCCAGGCCGACUGCGGCAUGAUCUCCAUCACCGAAUGGCAGAAGAUUGGUGUGGGCAUCACCGGUUUUGGCAUCUUCUUCAUCCUCUUUGGGAUACUCCUGUACUUUGACUCAGUGCUCCUGGCCUUUGGAAACCUGCUGCUCCUGACUGGCCUUUCCCUCAUCAUCGGCCUGAGGAAAACGUUUUCCUUCUUCUUCCAGCGGCACAAGCUCAAGGGGACCAGCUUCUUCCUGGGGGGUGUGGCCAUCGUGCUCCUGCGCUGGCCCCUCCUGGGCAUGUGCCUGGAAACCUAUGGAUUUUUGAGCCUCUUCAAGGGCUUUUUCCCUGUGGUCUUUGGCUUCCUGGGCAACGCCUGCAACACCCCCUUCCUGAGCACGCUGUUCCAGAAGCUUCAAGGUACCGGCUCCAUGGUCUGA
Galeopterus variegatus (Sunda flying lemur) is the source of this 461-nucleotide messenger RNA. RefSeq names its product vesicle transport protein GOT1A. The transcript has 5 exons. Gene Ontology annotation, cellular component: endoplasmic reticulum; membrane. NCBI's taxonomy places the organism in Eukaryota, Metazoa, Chordata, Mammalia, Dermoptera, Cynocephalidae. The record is from RefSeq and is a predicted model, not a curated record. Gene Ontology annotation, biological process: retrograde transport, endosome to Golgi; endoplasmic reticulum to Golgi vesicle-mediated transport. Bases 63 to 461 code for a protein of 132 amino acids.